Messenger RNA from Aureobasidium musti, 1362 nucleotides. The record is from the annotation of a GenBank genome assembly. NCBI's taxonomy places the organism in Eukaryota, Fungi, Ascomycota, Dothideomycetes, Dothideales, Saccotheciaceae.
AUGGCUUCACUGGACUCGAUCAACUUGAUCAAAGGCUGGCCGAGUACAUCGCUGCUCCCUACCCACCAUUUGAGCAGAGCAGCCCAAACAGCAUUGGCCGAUACCUCCGUCGCCUUUCCCGGUCUGCUCUAUGGUCCUGAUGAGGGCUAUGCUCCAUUGAGGGAGACCCUUGGCAAUUGGUUAACCUCGUGGUACGAGCCCGAACAAUCCAUUGGCAAAGAACGAAUUACAAUCACAGGUGGUGCUUCCCAGAACCUAGCUUGUCUUCUCCAGGUCUUUACCGAUCCUGCAUACACUAGAGAUAUACUCUUUGCUGCUCCUGCUUAUAUGCUGGCCUUCCGAGUCUUUGAGGACAAUGGUUUCUCAGGCAAAAUGAAAGCAGUACCUGAGGACGAUGAUGGCAUGGAUAUGCACGCUCUGAGAAGAGCACUCGAGGAAAGUGAGAAGCAUUCGCCCGAAAACAAGACUCCUAUGUUCAAACCUCCAAGACCCUAUGCAAAGUAUUAUCGUCAUGUCAUCUACUGCGUGCCCACUUUCUCAAACCCUUCAUCAAGGACUUUGCCUCUGGACCGCAGGAUUGAGCUCGUAAAGUUGGCUCGAGAAUUCGAUGCUUUGGUAAUCACGGACGAUGUCUACGACUUCUUACAAUGGUCUGCGGAUUCCAACACCUCGACUAGCAUUACCAAAGCUCUAUUGCCUCGUCUAGUCGAUAUUGACCGCUUCCUCGACGGUGGAGCAGAACGCCCUGGAGCCGAUGGCUUUGGCAAUACGACCAGUAGCGGAAGCUUCUCCAAGAUUGCAGGACCUGGUUUGCGAGUGGGCUGGUCAGAGGGGUCGCCAAAAUUCGCGUACGGUGUCUCCCAAACUGGCUCCUCUUGCAGUGGCGGGGCCCCUUCUCAACUCACGUCUACUUACAUGAACAUAUUGGUCAAAGAUGGGACCAUGUCUGAUCACAUUUUCAAAGUACUACAACCUGCGUAUGCUGCACGAUACAAGACUUUGGCAUCGGCAAUCAAGGACUAUCUUUAUCCUCUUGGAGCCAGCCUGCCGCAACCGAAUCAGCGUGUAGUAGGAGGUUACUUCUUGUGGCUGACACUGCCUGACACGGUCAAGGCUGUUGACUUUGCCAAGAGAUGUCAAGAUGAGGCCCAAGUCAUCGUCGCACCGGGUAGUAUCUUCGAGGUUCCCGGAGAUGACAGUGUCAAGUUCGAGCAUUCCAUAAGACUGACCUUCAGUUGGAUUGAUGAACAUCUGAUGGUUGAAGCCGUGAAGAGAAUCAGUACGGUUCUUGAGAGAUGUUUGAAGGGCGAAGGUCCUACAGAGGCUCCCAAGCAGAAUGAAAUCAACGAGAACCCAUAUUAG